GACAGACAGCCCAGCUACACUGGAGGGCGCAGCUUCUCUGUGCCAGCAGCUCCCCCAGCUGCACCUUUUCCGGCUCAAGGGGCAGGUCUGGCUGUACCAGGAAGCGGCGCUGAGCGCAUGGGUGCAGUUCCUCACCUCCGUUCUCCGUAAUUCAUGGGACUUCAUACAAGAAGACAGCAUGAUGCAAAGGUAGCAAGAAAAGGAAUACAUGACAAGGGGAAAAGUCCUGCCUCGGCAUGUUUACCUGGAGAGUGGGAGUCCUGAUGGUACUGUGCUUCCUGCGGCAGACCAGAGCAGGUCAUGUUCAACCUCCCCCUCCUCAAAACGUUACACUGCUGUCAAAGGAUUUUGACAUGAUUUUGACAUGGACUCCAGGAGAAGGCUCUCCACCAGACCUGACCUACACUGUGAGGUAUGAAAGCCAGGAAUCCAUGGGCAAAUGGAGAAAGACUCCUCACUGCAAAAAUAUUCACAGAACCUCUUGCAAUCUGACUUGUGUGCUUCCAAGCCUCUUUGUCAAAGUCCGGGCUCGAGUCAAAGCUGUUUCUGGAGGGUUCUCAUCGCCAUGGGUAGAAUCCCAAUUCAAGGAAUAUCACUUGGAUGUGGAACUGGCUCCUCCGGUGCUACACAUGGAUGUGAAGGAGAACUUAAUCCAUGUGAAUGCCUCCUUCCCUCUGGCCACCUGUGUGGAGAGUUUCCCUUGGACCUAUGACGUGAACCUUUGGCAAGCUGGAUCUGAAUACAAGAAGCAAUAUGAAGGUAUCUUUAGGAAGAAAACAUUGUCUAUCGACACCACUGCACUUGAAGGCAACUACUGUUUAAGUGCCAGAUCUUCCUACCAAAGCAUUGAGUUCAAGUACAGCGAGUUCUCCCAACCAGUGUGUGUGCUGUUACAGCACAAAGCAGGAAAAUGGAAGUUGUCAUUUUCUGCCUCUAUCCCUGUGUUUGUCCUCCUCGUCCUUCCAUCAAGUGCCUUCAUCACCUGCUUGCUGAAACAAGAUGCUAAGCACAAGAAGAUGCCUGAUGCUUUGGAUUUAUCUCAUUUAAAAGCUGCUGGACAAGCCUUUCACUAUGAGCCCAGUGAAAAGGAAUUCUUCAGGGACUAUCUCAUCUGCACAAAGAAGCCAGUGUUCCAAAGGGAGACAAACAAAACUUCAGCAAAGAACAAGCUACCAUGGAUGGCUUCUUUCAUUUCAUCAUCAUCUUCAGAAGAAGAAGAAGAAGAGGAGGAAGAAGACAGCAGUACUUUCAUCCCAUACACUGAAAUGCACUUUGCAAAGAGACAUCUCAACUGUCAACCAUCCAGAAGAGCUCAGGAGAAAAUUAGCUUGGAUUCUGGAGCUGGAGGUCUCUCUUUGGAGAGUGAAUCUGUGCUUGACCUGAGUGCCUUGGAUUUCUCGUUCUUUCCAAUGAGAAAGGAUGAGGUGGACACCUCAGGAUCCCAAGGAAAUGAGAAGUCAUCCCUUUCUCACAGUUCCUAUUUGGGAAGAAUAUCCCUCACUGAUGUGAGAUUCCCAGAUCUCAGGGAAUAUGGUGAGCAUGAUACAGACAGGGAUGAAUGCCUGGAAAUGACCCCUCUUCAAACACAGAUGGAGAGGACUUGUGACAAACUUAGCACUGAUGAGCACUACCUGCAGAGGAAGGAUCAUCAUUUCACCAAGUAUUACCAGAAAUCACCAGAUGAUCUGCAUGUCCAGAUGGGUGAGAUACCACAGCUCUGUGAGGACCCCAGCACCAAGCUGCUCUUUUCCUUUCAAAGAUCACAGGUGGCAGAAGAUGAAGGCAUUGCAAGUGACUGUGACAGUGAUAAUUUUACUGAGGGGACACCUCCUGCAUCCACGGUGCUCAGUGAUGCAUUUGAAACUUCAAAUAUAGAGGAAAAAUAUGAUCACAAGUUUAAAUUCAAAGGCUAUGAGCAGACCCAUUAUAUGAGGAGGAGCUAGAGUACCCCUGCAGUUCUGUGGUGUGUCUGGAAUAGGUUAGAGAGCUCCCUAUGUCCAAGCAAGGCUGCCUAAAUAAGGACGAGUAACUGACAGUGAUGCUUUUCCUGUUUAUUCACCUAGACAGAGUUUUUGUCCUGGUGUCUGGCCUAUCAAGGCAUAUGGCUAAUAGUGUAUUUUUACUGCUAAGUCAUGAAUGUACGUGCAGCAUCCCCCUGUACAAGUAAGUGCAGCUGUGAUGAGGUGUUGAGGCUCUGGAGUGAAGCAGCAGCAAUACCUCCUGCAGGUACCACCCAGAACACACACACGGUGCCAUGUGUUCUCUUGAGACUUGAGAGCAAGGUAUCUUUUACAUGUGAGCUUUGAAAGGCAGAAGCACCUCUGAGACAGCAAAACCACAACCAGGACCUGCGUGAAGCCAUCAGCUGGGUUCUGGAAGCAAAGAUUGUGUCUGCUUGUGGAUUUGGGGGCAGGAGAGAAUCAUAAAAUGUUACAUUUGCUUCUCCAUAACUGCAAAACUGCACCCUUGCUUGGCUGCGAGCACCUUCCAGAGACACUUUGCUUCUAGAGAAACAGUCUUUGCUUUUGGGGGGAUGAAAAGAUCUCCACCUCAGCCUAUAGAGAUCACCUUCUGUGUUUCAACAGAGUGAACUGAAGUCAAAGUGAGAAAUGUGCAGUUUAUUUAUUUUUGUUUUUAUACAAAUACACUUAUUGAUGCUUAAAUUCCCCCUGCUGUGCAGAAUGUCUGAGAGCUGCUUUAUACAGAGGCAAUAAUAUUUUGAUAUAUAACUCCA
This is a messenger RNA of Apus apus (common swift), 2734 nucleotides long. It is a transcript of the gene IFNLR1, whose product is annotated as interferon lambda receptor 1. Gene Ontology annotation, molecular function: protein binding. The coding region runs from base 237 to 1943 and encodes 568 amino acids. The record is from RefSeq and is a predicted model, not a curated record. Lineage: Eukaryota; Metazoa; Chordata; Aves; Apodiformes; Apodidae. The transcript is spliced from 7 exons.